Blepharisma stoltei is the source of this 1654-nucleotide messenger RNA. NCBI's taxonomy places the organism in Eukaryota, Ciliophora, Heterotrichea, Heterotrichida, Blepharismidae. The record is from the annotation of a GenBank genome assembly.
AUGAGUAAAUUUGAGAAAAGCUUAGAAACAGAGACAAUGGAUCUUCAUAGAGCGUGCAGGAUGGGUGAUUUAAAUUCUAUCAAAUCUGCAUAUGAAGCACAGCCUGAUAAAAUUGAUGAAAGAGACGCAGGAGUAAUUUUAAAUUAGCUUGGAUGGGCUCCCUUAUACCGAACUGUGAUAUGUGGGCAUUUUGAAGCAUCUAAAUAUUUAUUAUUGAAAGGAGCUAACCCUAAUAUUCCAAAUAAUUUAGGUGAAACUCCUUUACAUCAAGCAGCCGACAAUUCUCAGUAUCAAAUGGCUGAAUUAUUAUUCUGUUUUAUGCCGAAUAUUAAUUAAUCAAAAAUACUUGUUAUAUUGUAGACAUCAUACAAUUAAUAAUAAUUUCUUAUGGAGCUGACACAAAUUAUCAGCAAAAUGACGGUGACAGCCCUCUUCAUCAUGCUUCUUUUCGAGGGGAUAUAAAAAUGAUCAAACUUUUACUAGAACAUAGCGCAAAUCCCAAUUUGGCGAAUUAUAUGGUAUUUCAUAAGUAGUUUGGAAGGACACCUUUGCAUUAUGCAGUUGACUGUGGACAUACGGAAUGCGUAAAACUUAUGAUCACUGAUGGAGCAGACCCAGAAAUUCGAGACAAGCAAGGCAAAAGUUCGUUUGACUUAACAAAAAAUGAAAAAAUGAUAGAAAUUUUGUCAGGGAAAUUUGAAAAAGAUAUAGUUGAAGAAGAACAAAGCGCUGAAAUGAGCAGCGUUUUUCUUAGUCCAAGUGUAGCUGGGACGUUAAGCCCUAUAAGUGACGUUAUUUCAUAUGAUUUUUCUGAGCUAGGAGACCAUGAACGAAUGCUUUUUGCGAAUCCUCAAGGGUUUGAUACUUUUGGGAAAGAGAAGUUUCAAGAAGUCAUGAGGGUUUCUAAUCGGGAUACUACAGGCCAGAGCAGCAUAAAAAGCACCCAAAUAAAUGGCGAAUAUGAGCUAAAACCAAUUUUUGAUUGACUUGAUAAGCUUGGUCUAUCAGAAUUCUAUGAAGUCAUGGUAGAUGCUGGAUAUGAUGAUGUCCAGUCUAUGUCUGCACAAAUGCUUACACCAAUGCCAAUUACAGAGCAGCAUCUUGCAUCAAUCGGAAUUUCAAAAGCUGGGCAUAGGAAAAGAAUUAUCAUGAAACUAGAAGAAGAAGCAGGGUUGAUACAAAAACGGGCAGUUAAAAAAAAUUCAAGUUCCGCAUGAAAUGGAAAGCAAGAUUUUCUAAAGUGCUGUGUAGCCCCUAGCAACGCAACAGCUGGGCUAUUUAUGCAGCCAACGCUGAGAGAAUGGCUUGAAGAUUUAGGCCUUGAAAACCUUUAUCAGCAAUUUAUUGAUGCUGGGUAUGAUGAAUAUGAAAAUUUAUACUGUUUUCCUUUAGAUUGCAAUUUGAUUUUAUUAAUUUAUAUAUGGAAUAAUUCAAGGUAGAUUUAAUAGUAUUGUCAAUGUUUACAAAACAUCCAAUCACACAUGAUGUUCUUGAAAAAGAAGUAAAAAUCAAAAAGGCAGAGUUUCGGAAUAGAAUUUUGAAAAGGCUUGAACAAGAUUCAAAGCACUAUUCUACAAGAAGCCAUUCAAUGUCUCCACAAAUUUCUUUUGAUGAGUCCAAAAAUGUAGCCUGUGAAAUGUGUGUAGUAAUGUAG